Gigantopelta aegis is the source of this 869-nucleotide messenger RNA. RefSeq names its product 28S ribosomal protein S33, mitochondrial-like. Gene Ontology annotation, cellular component: mitochondrion. NCBI's taxonomy places the organism in Eukaryota, Metazoa, Mollusca, Gastropoda, Neomphalida, Peltospiridae. The record is from RefSeq and is a predicted model, not a curated record. The transcript has 3 exons. The coding region runs from base 210 to 524 and encodes 104 amino acids.
ACCAGUUAAAACUAAAACACGUUUUGCAGUUAUGAACAUUUUAGUUUUUUGUUAUUUAGUAGACUAGCAUUCGUUUUAGUGUGCAUUAUAUUAUAUAAAGGAGGAUAAUGUCCUGACAUACUGAACAAAAAAAAAAAAGCAGAAAAGGAUUCAAUUAGAGUGAGACGUAGGCCUACCUGGCCAGGCAUUGCUUUAUAUUUAAAUACACAAUGACGUCUAACUAUGCCAGGCGUAUGGGGCGUCUCGCAGCCCGAAUAUUUGGUGAAGUGGCACGACCAACAAACCCCACAUCCAUGAAAGUUGUGAAAAUCUUCAGUAUGCAACCAUACCACCUGAAGCCAGAGAUUACAGAGUACUAUCCUAGUUAUACGAAGACGCAUCUAUUGAUGAGAACUGUCCGAGACUUUGGUUUGUUUAGAGAUGAGCAUCAGGAUUUUAAAGAGGAAAUGAAACGACAGAGAGUGUUACGUGGAAAGAUUAAACCUAAGAAAGGAGAAGGAAAACGAGCAAUGAAGAAAAAGUAGCCGAGAUGUACGAUAUGUUAGGAACAGACUAAACAUGGCAUCUUGUGGAUGUAUCAGUGCUGUGUAAAUAUGUCAGAUCUGUGGUGUGUAAAUGUGUCAAAUAUGUGGUGUGUAAAUGUGUCAAAUGCUUUGUUGGGCAUCUUCAGUUUCAUCAGUUUGUGUUAAAUUACCAACAGACUAGACUAAUAGAUGACAUCAUGUGUGAAGGUGAAAAUAUUUUUUAAAGUGUUUGUCUUUCAUAUUAUUGAUUUAUUUAAAAAAAAAACCACUCUGCCGAUAAUGCUAAUUGUGAUUUAUGCAGUGAAAUAAAUAUGUGCUAACAAGCUGUGUGAGCCGUUUUGAGUA